CAAAGUUGCACUGUCAGAUCAAUUGAUGAAAAUCCCGCAGCCAGAGGACGACUCGCAAGUAAAGCUGCUUCACCUACCCAAAUUCGCUUCGUAACGCAGCACCGCGUGAACCUUCUCUACUCUUUAAUUUCGAGAUCUGAUUGGUAGUAUUAAUGAGACCCGAAAGGUAUUCUUGCCAUUUUUAAUUAUUAUUAUUCGGUGAGCUCUGCUUUUUGUUUGUUCCGGAAUUUCAGUUGUUGACGGCGUGAAAUUGGUACUUUUUAGUGGUUGUCCACUUCGAGAGGAUAAUUGCUGCGUUCACUGGGAAAGUUCUGGUGGCAGGAAGGCGAUAUGAGGUUUCUCGAUUGGGAAUUCGUUUCGAAGCUGGAAGUGAUUUGAUGACAGAUGGAUUUUGAAUGAGCGAUAACGUGGUCCUUCUUAUUUUUCUGCGGUUUGAAUUAGGUUUGGCGUGCUUUUGAGAGUUUGUGCGUUUCUGUGGAAUCUGAAGUUUGAGGAGUUCUGUCGGAGCUUUCGCUUUGAGUGCGUAAUUUGAUGAUCGAGAUCCGUCUGCGGUGGCUUUGGGUGAUAAUGUUACUGGAAUAGUAUUCGGAGUAUUAUUCCACUAUGGUUUAGCAAAUUUGGAAGGAUAAAGCUGAUUUAUUGGAUUCAGGUGGAGAAUCCAGACACGGGUCGUCAGUAAUAACUGGUUAUUGGUGUCUGGUAUCUGGUAUCUGGUAUUUGGAUUUUGGGCCCAUCAGUAUCAUUUUUGGGGGGAAAUCUUGUUUACGAGGUCCGCAUCUAUCGCUGAUCUUCAAGCUAAGUGAGUUUGGAAGUUACUUCUCACCAUGUUUUCUACUGUCCUGGUUUGAAUUGGUUAUGCCAGCGGCCAGAUGAGAAUUUAACAAUGACUGGGACAGCAGAGUUGUUGGUAAAUGGAUGCUCCAGACAGGUCAUUCUCUGAUAUAUUGGGCUUGCUGAAAUCUUGGAUCCCUUGGCGCUCCGAGCCAGCUAAUGUGUCGAAGGACUUUUGGAUGCCCGAUCAUAGCUGUAGGGUCUGCUACGAGUGUGAUUCUCAAUUCACGUUGUUUAACCGGAGACAUCAUUGCCGGCACUGUGGGCGAAUUUUCUGUGGCAAGUGCACUGCAAACUGGGUUCCCGUACUGUCUGGUGAGCCAAGGACUGCCUGUGAAGAGUGGGAGAAGAUUAGGGUCUGCAAUUUCUGUUUCAAGCAAUGGCAGCAGGGGUUAACUACCGUUAAUAAUGGCACCCAGGUUUUCACUGUGGUACUCAGUAGUUCACCAUCAGCGGCAAGUUUACUCAGCACCCCCAAAUCUAGCUGCAUUUCUUUUGCGUCAAUGCCAAACUCAGCUGCCUCUUGUCAACAAAAUCAACCUCCUGUUCUCAGCCCUCACCAAUCAGCAGCAAAGGACACAAAUAUAGAGAGGGAAGGUGUUCUAUUAUCAGAAGGAAUCAAUAAUCAUGUUGCUGACAAGAGGAGUCCAUCUCCAAACCAAUUUGAGUUUUGCAUAGACAGGUGUGAUGUUGAUGAUGAUGAAUUUGGAGUUUACCAGUUAGAUUCCAGAACAAGGGAUUUUCCGCAGGUCAAUGGCUAUUAUGGUCCUAUGGAGUUUGAUGAGAUUGAAAAUGACUAUAGAUCACAUAAACGGUGUCCUGAUGAGGAAACUAUUGACACUAAAAGUAUUUGCAGUUCUCAGUUCCGCAAUAGCUUUGAUUCUGGGGUUUCAGAAGGAAUCCAACAGCAUGCCAAAAAAGAAGAUGAACAUGAUAUUGGUGAUGAAUCUGAAGCACCUUCCUCUCUUUAUGCUGCAGCAGAUGUAGAUGCUGAACCUGUCGAUUUUGAGAACAGUGGACUUCUAUGGCUCCCCCCUGAGCCAGAAGAUGAAGAAGAUGAAAAGGAAGCUCUUCUGUUUGAUGACGACGACGACGAGGGGGUUGCUACAGGGGAGUGGGGGUACCUCCGCUCUUCAAGUAGUUUUGGAAGUGGGGAGCAUCGAAGUAGGGACAGGUCUAAUGAGGAGCACAAGAAGGUUAUGAAGAAUGUGGUUGAUGGGCAUUUUAGGGCUUUGAUAGCUCAGCUAUUGCAAGUUGAGAACAUACAUUUGGGUGAGGAAAAUGACAAAGAAAGUUGGUUAGAGAUAGUGACGUCUUUGUCAUGGGAGGCUGCUUCACUGUUAAAGCCUGAUAUGAGCAAAGGUGGUGGAAUGGAUCCCGGAGGAUAUGUGAAGGUAAAAUGCAAUGCUUCUGGGCGGCCCUCUGAGAGUGUGGUGGUCAAAGGAGUUGUCUGUAAGAAAAACGUGGCUCAUCGGCGGAUGACAACAAGAAUAGAGAAACCUCGCUUGUUGAUCCUUGGAGGGGCUCUUGAAUACCAACGAGUUUCUAACCACUUAUCAAGUUUUGAUACUCUGUUGCAGCAGGAAAUGGAUCAUCUAAAGAUGGCCGUUGCAAAAAUAGAUGCACACCAGCCUGAUGUUCUUUUGGUGGAAAAAUCAGUUUCUCGAUUUGCGCAGGACUAUCUUCUUGCAAAAGACAUAUCACUUGUUCUCAAUAUUAAAAGACCACUUUUAGAGCGCAUAGCCCGCUGCACAGGGGGUCAGAUUGUUCCUUCAAUUGAUCAUCUCUCAUCACAAAAGUUGGGAUACUGUGACCUUUUUCACGUGGAGAGAUUUCUAGAAGAGCACGGUACUGCUGGGCGGGAUGGAAAAAAGUUGGUGAAGACAUUGAUGUAUUUUGAAGGGUGCCCCAAGCCACUGGGAUGUACUAUUAUUCUCAGAGGCUCUAAUGGGGAUGAGUUGAAGAAAGUUAAGCAAGUGGUCCAAUAUGGUGUUUUCGCAGCUUACCACUUGGCUCUAGAAACGUCUUUUCUUGCCGAUGAAGGAGCCUCUCUUCCAGAACUACCGUUGAAUUCUCCAAUAAACGUAGCACUUCCUGAUAAAGCAUCAAGUAUUGUGAGGUCGAUAUCUACAAUACCUGGUUUCAGUGUCCCUGCCAAUGAAAAAACAAGGGGACCUCAAACUUGUGAAGAGCCACUAAGAGCUAACAGUGUUCCCUUUUCAGAUCCGGCCUCCUAUAUACCUAAUACUUCCUUCCCAAAAUUGGAUACAGUAGGGUUGAGUUUACCCAAGAGCCCAAGCUCUCAAGACCUAAAACCCAUUUCAAGCUUUAUCUACUCAACUGCUUCUUUCUCCUCUGUUGCUUCUUCAGGGCAAGGUGUUGAUGAUUCUUGCUUCAGUGAACCCUCUCCUUGUCAUGCAUUUACAGAGAAGAGUACAAUGGUCUUCAAACAAUCUUCAGAGACAAAAUAUUCUGCAGUCAACAGUAAUAUCCAAGAUUUCAUUGUUGACCUAUCAAUUGGUAAUGUUGUUGGAUCUCUUGAGGCAGUGGGGCAAGGUUUACCUGAUGAUAAUGCUCAAAAUGACUCCAAUGCUGUGAAUAAACAUUACCUAGGUAACUUAGAGGUAUCUUCCCUGCAACGAGAUGUAAACCUUAAUGAAGAAUUAGUUUCUUCAAAAGAAGAGUUUCCUCCUUCACCUAAUAAUCAUCAGAGCAUUUUGGUUUCAUUAUCAUCCCGGUGUGUGUGGAAGGGAUCAGUCUGUGAAAGAUCACAUCUCUUUCGUAUCAAAUACUACGGUAACUUUGAUAAGCCUUUAGGCCGCUUCUUACGGGACCAUCUGUUUGAUCAGAGUUACCGAUGCCCGACUUGUGAUAUGCCAUCAGAAGCUCACGUUCAUUGUUACACUCAUCGACAAGGUACCCUUACAAUUUCUGUGAAGAAGUUGCCAGAAUUGCUCUUACCAGGUGAAAAGGAAGGAAAGAUCUGGAUGUGGCACAGGUGCCUGAGGUGUCCGAGGAUUAAAGGUUUCCCACCAGCAACACGAAGAGUUGUGAUGUCUGAUGCUGCUUGGGGCUUGUCUUUUGGGAAGUUUCUGGAACUCAGUUUUUCAAACCAUGUAGCUGCUAGCAGGGUGGCAACCUGUGGCCAUUCACUACACAGAGAUUGUCUUCGGUUUUAUGGAUUUGGAAAAAUGGUUGCUUGCUUUCGCUAUGCGUCAAUUGACGUUCACUCUGUUUACCUUCCGCCCCCCAAACUGGAUUUCAACUAUGAGAAUCAAGAUUGGAUAGAAAAAGAAAUGAAACAGGUAGUUGACGGGGCUGAGCUAUUGUUUGCUGAAGUACUCAAUGCUCUCAGUAAGAUGGCAGAGCAAAGACCUGGCACAGGACUGCUUAAUGGUAGCAUGAAAGUGCCUGAAUCAAGACGCCAAAUAGCAGAACUGGAAGUCAUGCUCCAAAAAGAGAAAGCAGAAUUUGAGGAAUCACUUCAGAAAAUUCUGAGCAGGGAAGUGAAGAAAGGUCAACCUGUUACUGAUAUUUUUGAGAUUAAUCGAUUACGAAGACAAUUACUCUUCCAGUCUUAUAUGUGGGACCACCGUUUGAUCUAUGCUGUCAGUUUAAAUAACAGGACCCUCCAGAAUGAGAUAUGUAACUCCAAUUCAGAAAUUUUGGAGAAGCCACUUAAUGAUACUGAGCUGCUCGUAGAUACAAAUGUUCCUGUUAAGCCAGGAAAUGAACCAUGUAGUUCUGACUCAGUUCUUGCGGAUAUAAGGCUUAAGGUAGGUCAUGAUCAUGGAGGAGAAGUUGGUAGUCAUCCUAAACAGGCAGAUGUAAUUCAUCAAGGAAAUGCUCUCAAAAUGGAUUCAAACCAUGAAAAAGAAAAUCCAAGUGAUCUUUCUGUUUGUAUGAACAGCUGUGCUGAAUCUGAGCCUCCAGAAUCCAAAUUAGUUGUUCAUAGGACUCUAUCUGAUGGGCAGUUCCCAAUUGUGCCAAGUCUGACAGACACCCUUGAUGCUGCAUGGACUGGUGAAAAUCAUCCAGCAAUUAGAAUAGCAAAGGCUGAUUCUUGUCCACUUCUUGAAUCAAAUGGAGGUGACUCUUUAACUGUAGCAUCGGUUGUUGAAAAGUUGGAGUUUGAAGACCAUGGAGGUAACCAGAGUGGGCCCACAGUAUCCAAUUCACUCCCUGUAUUGUCCAUUAAAGGCUCUGAUAAUAUGGAGGAUUAUGUAAGCUGGCUGGGAAUGCCCUUCAUAAAUUUCUAUAAGUCUUUGAACAAGAACCUUUUAGGGACCAGUCAGAAGCUUGAUAUGCUUGGAGAGUAUAAUCCUGUUUAUGUUUCAUCAUUUCGAGAUUUUGAACUUCAAUGCGGUGCUAGGUUGCUUUUGCCUGUGGGCGCUAAUGACACUGUUGUUCCAGUGUAUGAUGAUGAACCAACAAGCAUUAUAUCUUAUGCACUGGUAUCACCAGAUUAUCUUGUUCAGUUGUCUGAUGAAUAUGAAAAGCCAAAAGACAGUGGGGAAACUACUGUUUCUUUCCAGUCUCAUGAUUCAGGGAAUAUUCAAUCACUUAAUGCCUUUGAUGAAAUGGCCUUGGAAUCUUAUAGAAGUAUUGGAUCUACUGAUGAUAGCAUCCUAACCAUGUCUGGACAUCGCAGCUCCUUGGCUUUGGACCCACUCUCAUGCACAAAGACUUUGCAUGCAAGAAUUUCUUUUAUUGAUGAUGGGCCUUUAGGUAAGGUGAAAUAUAAUGUGACUUGUUACUUUGCAAAGCGGUUUGAAGCCUUAAGGAGGAUAUGUUGCCCUUCUGAGAUGGAUUUCGUUAGGUCUCUCAGUCGUUGCAAGAAAUGGGGUGCUCAGGGUGGCAAAAGCAAUGUCUUUUUUGCAAAAACCUUGGAUGACCGCUUUAUUAUCAAACAGGUUACAAAGACAGAGCUGGAAUCCUUCAUAAAAUUUGCUCCAGGAUACUUCAAGUAUCUAUCUGAAUCAAUUGUCACAGGGGGCCCAACUUGCCUGGCAAAGAUUCUUGGGAUAUAUCAGGUUUCUUCAAAGCAUCUGAAAGGUGGAAAGGAAACAAAAAUGGAUGUUCUGGUAAUGGAGAAUCUUCUAUUUCAAAGGAAUCUAACACGGCUUUAUGAUCUCAAAGGAUCUUCCCGAUCACGAUAUAAUCCAGAUUCCAGUGGAAGUAAUAAGGUUCUGCUAGAUCAGAAUUUGAUUGAAGCAAUGCCAACUUCUCCAAUAUUUGUUGGAAACAAGGCAAAGCGGUUGUUGGAAAGAGCUGUUUGGAAUGAUACUUCUUUUCUUGCUUCAAUUGACGUCAUGGAUUAUUCCUUGCUGGUUGGGGUGGAUGAAGAGAAACAGGAGUUGGUUAUUGGUAUCAUUGAUUUUAUGAGACAAUACACUUGGGACAAGCACCUUGAGAGUUGGGUGAAGGCUUCUGGCUUCCUUGGUGGGCUGAGGAAUUCAUCUCCUACAGUCAUUUCCCCUAAGCAGUACAAGAAAAGGUUCAGGAAGGCCAUGACAACAUAUUUUCUGAUGGUCCCCGAUCAGUGGUCUCCUGCUACCAUCAUACCGAGCAAGUCCCAGACUGACCUUUGUGACGAGUACUCCCAAGGUGGCGGGACACAAGUCGAGUAAAGCCAUACAUCAGUGAUCAUCACUGGUCUCCCCGGGAACUCUUCACUCCAAGCAAGUCCCAGGACUGAUCUUUGUGAAAAGAAGUCUCUCAAGAUGGUUAUGGGACACAACACAAGUCGAGUAAAGCUGUAAAUCAGUGUGCCUCUGUACAUUUGCAAGUGUAAGUUUUGGAAAUCAUUCCUGGCAUAAUCCACGUUAGUUUUGCUUCAUUAGUCAUUAUAUUUAAUGAUUCGUUUUUUUUUUUUCUUUUGCCUUCUUCCGGCCGUCUUCUGAUAACUCUUUCAGAUUGUAGUUCCCUCUUGUCGUCGUCUUGUUAAAAUGAGAAGUGCAGGACAAAGGUUAUGGCAACCAUUAAACCUUCUCUGGGGGGACUAAUAUUGGAUGGCCUCCCAGUGAAACUUUUGUAUAUCAUCACCCUUGUAUUUACCAUUCAAUAUGUAUACGAAUAUCAAUGUUGUUGA
This is a messenger RNA of Diospyros lotus (date-plum), 6922 nucleotides long. RefSeq names its product 1-phosphatidylinositol-3-phosphate 5-kinase FAB1B-like. Bases 912 to 6461 code for a protein of 1849 amino acids. NCBI's taxonomy places the organism in Eukaryota, Viridiplantae, Streptophyta, Magnoliopsida, Ericales, Ebenaceae. Gene Ontology annotation, cellular component: endosome membrane. Gene Ontology annotation, biological process: phosphatidylinositol phosphate biosynthetic process. The record is from RefSeq and is a predicted model, not a curated record. Gene Ontology annotation, molecular function: metal ion binding; 1-phosphatidylinositol-3-phosphate 5-kinase activity; ATP binding. The transcript has 11 exons.